This is a messenger RNA of Suricata suricatta (meerkat), 6761 nucleotides long. RefSeq names its product cilia and flagella associated protein 97 (gene CFAP97). Bases 38 to 1615 code for a protein of 525 amino acids. Gene Ontology annotation, biological process: spermatogenesis. The record is from RefSeq and is a predicted model, not a curated record. The transcript is spliced from 4 exons. NCBI's taxonomy places the organism in Eukaryota, Metazoa, Chordata, Mammalia, Carnivora, Herpestidae.
AACAUUGGCCUCUUUUUUCAGGUAUAUCUUUACCAUCAUGGAUCGGUUUGGAGAUAUAUCAGAAGGUGAAGUGGACCAUUCUUUCUUUGACAGUGACUUUGAAGAAGCGAAGAAAUGUGAAAGUAACUCAGUUUUUCACAAGCAAAAUGAUGACCCUAAAGAGAGAAUAGAUAAAGAUACAGAAAAUGUAAACUUGAAAUUUGGAAUACAAAGAAAGGAAAAUGAAACAAAAAAGAAAAUUCUUCCAGGAGAACACCCUAUAGAAAAUGAUAAUAUGCAAACCAGAAAUUCCUUAUCAUUGACCACUUCAGGAUCAAAAACAUUGUGGGAUGGUACAACAGGGCAUAAAAUGCACUUGCCCACUCCAAGUAGAAUUCCCAAAAUUGUAAAAGAAGGUGAAGAUGAUUAUUAUACAGAUGGAGAGGAAAGUAGCGAUGAUGGGAAAAAGCAGCAUGUCAGGUCCAAGUCGGUUAAACCACCUAGUACCCUUAAAAAAAACAGAAGUAAAAAGUAUUCCAAAAGUAAUUCCUCUUCCUCUUCCUCCUCUUCUUCUUUAUCCCCCUCAUCUUCAAGUUCAGAUAUAGAUUGUUCAGAUACAGGGUCUGAUAACUGUGUUUCUGAUUCAUCUCUAUCAUUAAAGAAACGUCUGUCUGGUGUAACCCACUUGUCACCAAAACAGAAAUAUAAAUCAGGAGUAAAGUCAACAGGCACACGACCUUCAAGUACUAAACUAAAAGUCAGUGACUACACUGAGGAAUCUGAAGAUACUGUGACAGAUGUCACUCCUCUCUCAACCCCAGACAUCAGCCCUAUUCAGUCUUUUGAACUGGGAGCAUCAAAUGACCAAAAAGUAAAAGUUAAAAGGCAAGAAAAUGUGAGUCCAGACGUACAUGGAAAUGUUGAGGAUUUAAAAAAUAAUUCAAAAUGUUUGAAAUCAACCAAAAAGGGGAAAGAAAAAACUGGGCGUGAUCUCACUCCAAAAUCUUCAGUGUUAGAUUCCAAUUUAGACCACAGAUAUGAACAAAAAGUCUUACAUGACACAAUGGACCUCAAUCAUCUUUUGAAAGCUUUUCUGCAAUUAGAUAAAAAAGGACCACAAAGACACCACUUUGAUCAGCCUUCAGUAGCACCAAGGAAAAACUACUCUUUCACAAGAGAGGAGGUGAGACAGAUUGAUAGGGAAAAUCAGAGGCUUUUGAAAGAACUCUCAAGACAGGCUGAAAAAUCAGGAAGCAGAAGUGCGAUUCCCAGAAGAUCGAUUGUUCAUCCCCCUAAGUUAUAUCACAGUGCCCUCAACAGGCAGAGGGAACAGCAAAGGAUUGAAAGAGAAAAUUUGGCUUUAUUGAAAAGGCUUGAAUCGGUGAAACCAACAGUUGGUAUGAAACGCUCUGAACAGCUGACGGACUAUCAUCGCAAUAUGGGUUAUCUCAGCUCCUCACCGUCCUCCCGACGAGUGAGAUCAACUCUUGGCCAGUAUACCCCAUUAAGAGGAGCUUCUAGAACAUCCAGUGCCACCAGUGGUCUCAGUUGUAAGAGUGAGCGACCAGUUUGUGACACAUCCAGUGGCCUGUUGCUAAGACCUAAGCCCCCUAAUGUUCGUACAGCUUGGCUAUAAAAACUUUUUUACUUUAAACAAUGUCCAUCAGAUCUUCUUGAAGUGCUCUUGUAUAUUACUAUAAUUCUGUGUAUAAGCGUCUGUGAUUUAAGGUUUACAACAAUAAGUUCCAAUUUUAUUGUAAUUCAACGCAAAAUUUUUUCAAAAAGACAAUUUAAUGUAAAAUCAGUGUUUCCUAUGAGGAUGUAUUUCCAUGAGGUAUAUAUGUAUUUGAUAGAGAAAUGGUAGUAUGCAUGUAUGUUGUUCUCAACAUGGAAAUUGAUUCAGCUCUUAUACUGAUGAACAGUGUGAUGUAUCACUGUAUGUGGGACCAAGAUGUUAACUACAUUGUACUUGUUUUAUGUUUUUUCAGUUUUUAUAAGUUUUAAACCAUGAACAUAGCUCCUAAAUAUAACUUUGUUUUCUCUUUGCUCCAGCAUUUAGGUGGUAUAACUCAUAAUUUGAUUGUAAGACUUGAUUGCAUACUUAUUAUGAAACAGAACUUGAAAUUUGUUUAUAUUGGUGGAGCUGAUUUAGAUUUGGUGAGCAGAUUGAGAGAAGCUUGUAUAGGGUGGUCCUUGUGAUUCACCGAAGGCAUCUCCUACCUCUGUGUAAGUAAGUGUGCUGAGUUAGAUCUUAAAAAUGUGGUCAACCAUUCCAAACCAUUUCCAACUGUGAGUAUUAUUAGAAAGUUCAUCUUGGAAACUCCUCUUCCACAUUCAGGUAAAUUAACCACUAAUGAUUCUGAAAAAUGAGGUAAACUUUGAGCUACAGUCCACUCCAUUGUGAAUAGGGUGUCCAAGGACCAGAUCACCACAAGCAAAAGCAGGUAUUUGUCGAACACAGUAGCACCACCAGUUUGAAAAGUCAAGAAGCAGAUGCUGAGUUGUGUCAGAACAGUGUUUUAAGAGGUACUGUUACAAGUUGUGUUACGUUUAAUGUUUACUAUAUUUAGAGAUGAGAUAAAUAAGAAACAUGUAGUCUUAAAGCUUUAGAAAUUCCAACUACUAUUUUUAAGGACUGAGAAAAAAACUUAAAAUAUGAAUGGUAGAGGAGAAAUACCUUACACUUUGUUAGGGCUACUUUAAAUGUCAGCUAAUUUUGUUUGGUUGGGGCUUAUGAGUUGAAUUUUGGCAGAACUGUUUGCCAGUCCCACUUUGCAAAUCCUUAAUCUUAAUGGAGUUACUGAUGGCAGAUAGGGUGUCAUGUAGUUGACUCUUGAAAUCAGAACCUCUCUCUGUCAGUCUGUGGGCUCAUGUCCUACAGCUGGGAACAUCUCCAUCACGCCACUUGUGCUGUUUCAGGCACCAAUGCUUCGUUAUCCCUUUUUCUUUACUGGCCUUUUCAGUAUACCUUUAGAAUAUACUGGGAAGUUUCCAUACUAACUCCCAAAUCUUUCUUUUUUUAGUGUAAAUUCUUGAUCUGUAGCCACAAUAUUUGUUGUUUAUUUUUCCAAGUCAACUCAAGCUUUGUGGCAUGUGGGCUGAAUUUACUUUCCUAAGCACCUUGGGCUUAAGCCAAACGGCAUUUUGCUAAAUAUCUAUUGAGAAUUUUGGGGUCUUAAGUUGGUAUUGAUAGAUUUUUGUCAGAGGAUAGGGCCUGUGAAGUGUGGAAACUGGUGUUAAAAACAUUCUGUGAACACAACCUGACUGAGAUUUUUCUGCUUCUUUCUUUGGGCUGUAAUAUAAUGUUCAUUGUUAUUUGAAGCUCUAUUCUGGUGACUACAUUUUUAUAUCAUUUAGCGCUCUGCUUUAUUUAUUAACUAGUUAUACUAAACCAACGGUGUUUUGUUUUCUUUUGUGGUUAGCUUAUUGCACUUUUAAUGUUUGUAUAACAACUUAUCUUUAAAAGAGAUAAGGGAAUGCUGAAUUUAAAAUUAAAACUCAGCAUUUGGACACCUGCCUGAUAUUGUAAGCCAGUUUUUAGAAAUUGAUUUUUAAAUUGUUGGGAAAAUACAUAUAUAUAUAUGAAACUUUUAAACCUUUUAUGUUCAUAAGACAUUAUUCUCUGAAUAUGUUUUAUAUGACCUUUGCUGUCAUAGGUCAGGAUUACAACAGGUAAUUUUUAUCGAUCAAGCUAUACUUUGAUUUUAGAGGCUAAUUUAAUGCCUUCAGUUUUUACUCCUUUGCUGAUAGCUUGGAUUCAACUUGAGAUAAAAGUUGGGAAGAGCAGCAGUAUUUGUUUUUUCAAAGCAGAAUUCACAGUUCUGUCAUCAUGAUUACUUAUAUACAAUAAGUAAAAAUAGAAGGAUAGGAGUUGAAGAAUAUGCUAUUUUCUGAUAUAAGCCAAGCCACUUUGAAGGUUUAAGGGACACUUUUAUGAAGGAAUCAGAAGUAUUCUAUUUUCAUGUUUAAGAGCUUCUAAAAGGUGAAGGAUCAUCUAGCAUUCAGUAACCACUGCCUAUUUGGUUCACUUGGACCUAAUACAUGUACUUUCAAAAUUUACAUCUGCAACUAGAAACUAUAAUCCAGGAUCUAAAAUUAUUAGGCAAGAUUGUUAUUGAGACUUCUUUUCAUACCAGUCAAAUGUUCAACUACUGUUGCCUCCAUUUUACUGAGAUUUUAUGAGAGAUUUUGAACUAUUAUUUCCAAAGGGAUAACUAUUUUAUCUCACACUUUCCCUACUUUGCUCAAUCUCCAUUAAAAUGGUGCAUUUUCAGCUAUUACUCCAAAUAAAAGUUUUUUGGUUUGCUUAUAAAUGUAGUGUAAUGCAGUUCUCAAACCGUCAACUCAGUGUCCAAAAAUAGGUAUGGGCGCCAUCUUGAUGUUUUGCACUUCUCCGCUUUGGAUUCGGGUACUGGACGCCAGAGAAUUGUGGCCAUUAUAAAGUUGGAGACACAAGUCAAAUUUAUUAUAUUUUAAUAAUUAAAUUCAUAAAAUUAAUUUAAUAUCUUAAAUGCCAAAAUCUUAACCUAUAAAUGAUUGUAUACCAUCCUAGGAAAUGUGCUUAAUGCUAAUGGCUACUUUGUUUCCAUGAAUAAAGAUUAGUAAUAAACUUAAAAAUCAACAUUUUUUUAAAAUUUCCCAAUCUGUUAUGGGUUUUAGGCCUGAAAAGUUAGCUUGACAUAGUGAGGAAAGAAAAGAACAAAAGAUAACUGAGUUUUGAUCCUGUACCCAUCUCUGAAAUGUAUCUUCUUCCCAGCCCCCCCAUAAAUUCAUAGGUGACAAAUGCAUUUUCUUGUUCCCAUUUUAAAAAUUAGAAUAAUAACUUUGAUGUACCUUACAAGUCUAAGAAGUAGAAUAAAGUUGGAAGGAGGGUAUUAGUUAUUUUUAUCUCUGAAAAUACGACAUUUAUGUGGGAAAGGGUUUGCUUAAAAUUACCUUACUGGGCACCAUCUCCUUAAACCGUAUCAUCUCAUUUGUUGUGUAAAAUUGUUAAGAUGCUGCAACAGACACCCUUCUAGCCUCAUGGAAUGUUUAUUUUUUAAGUGCCCACAGUAACAUUUCACGUGCAUUAUGAGUGAUGAGAAAUAACCCUUUUUAAAACUUGCUGCUACAACUUUAAUUUAGGAAUUAUUUUGGUGAGGGUUUAAUAAUAACGAUGCUAUUGGAAUAAACCACUGAGUAGUUCUAGCAAUAGUAAAUGUAAGCUCCCAACUACAAAGUUCAAGGAUGCUUACAGCAAAUAAGAUUACAUUGUAGCAGAAAGUUUUAUUCGAUUUAAAAGUUCUAGUGAUGGUCUUUUAAGCCACCGAGAGAUAUUUCUGGAGCCUCCAUGAUACAGUCUUAAAUGUCUGUAAGUUCAGGUAAGUUGCACUAUUUGUUCUAGAUAAUUUGUUUUUACGGUUUUAUUGUUUUACAAAGUAAACUUACGAGGUAACCUGUCAUUAAUUUAAUGAAACACAGGGGUUUUUUUUUGUUUUGUUUUGUUUUUUACUGUGAAACUAAUUUCACAUCCACUAUUAUAAAAUGAAGCAAGUGAUAAAAGAAUUUAGAUAGCCACCAAAAUAUAUUAAAAACUAUGUUUCCAGAUUCUUACAGUAUUUAUAUUAUAAUGAUAGUCUUCACCAAAAAUCACAUUUAUUUCAAGUGUUUAGGAAUUAUAGCUGAUCUGCAAGUUUGAAGUAAGUUUUUUAUUUCAUUCUGAGAAGUUUUUAUUUCAUGAAGAAAAUAUCUAGUAUUAAAUAUAUCUUCUUUGCAUUUAGCUGUGUAUACUAACUAGAAAAACCUAAUUUUAACAUUAACUUAAGAAGAUUUAAUUUUAAUAUUUUGGGGAAUGUGAGGGAUGUGAGAAUGACAAAGAUUUUGUUGUUAACCAUUUAUGUGAAUACUACAGAAAUACAGAAAAGGGCACAAAACAUAAAUGUACACCUCAUAUAUUGUUAGAACACAAAUACCCAUGUCAUUCAUAACCAGAUCCAGAGUUGGAAUAUUGCCAGAACCCACGAGCUUCCUUGGGCCUCCCUAGCCAUCAUGACACUCUGUCUGUCAAAAGGUAACUACUGUCUUAACUUUUAAAAAUAUUGUGUAGUUUUGCCUGUUUUUAAAUGUCCUAUGAAUGGGAUUAGAUUCUUUUGUGUCUGCCUGCUUUUGCUGAACGUAUUUAUGUUUCUGACAUUCUUUCAUAUUGUUGCAUGUAGCUGUAAUUCAUUUGUUCUCAUUUCCAUACAAUAUUCUAGCGUAUACUGUACUGUGAUAUUUUUUAUCCAUUCUGUGGUUGAUGGACAUUUGAGUUAGUUUCCAGGUUUUUGGUUUUUACAAAUAAUGCUAAUAUGAAGAUUUUUUGUAGACAUAUAUUGAUUACAUGUGUGUGCAUUUGGUUGGCAUAUACUUCAGAGCAGAGUUGCUGGGUAAUAGAGUCUACUGAUGUAGAGUUUUCCAGAACGAGUGCACCAGUUUACUCUCCAGCAGAAGUAUAUUAGUUCCUGUUGUUCUGCAGCCUCACCAGUACUACCAGUUAGGUGGGUGUGUAGUGUUAUCCCAUGAUUUACUCGCACUCCUUUGAUGACCUAUGAGAGUGAACGCUUUCAUGUUCAUUGGCCAUUGGGAUAUGUUUUGUGAAGUCCCUUUUCACACUUCUUUUCCUAUUUUCCUGUUGGUUGAAUGUCAUUUUCUUGAUUUGUAGGAGUUAUGUGUUCUGGAUACAAUACAAUCCCAGUGUGAGUUAUGCUACAAAUAUUUUCUCCCAGUCUGGCUUGCUUUUUCACUAUAAAUGAUGUCUGUGAACA